Fonsecaea pedrosoi CBS 271.37 is the source of this 297-nucleotide messenger RNA. RefSeq lists its product as uncharacterized. NCBI's taxonomy places the organism in Eukaryota, Fungi, Ascomycota, Eurotiomycetes, Chaetothyriales, Herpotrichiellaceae. The record is from RefSeq and is a predicted model, not a curated record. Bases 1 to 297 code for a protein of 98 amino acids. The transcript has a single exon.
AUGGAAGCAUUGGUCGCCUUUGGGCUGGCAUGUAACGUGAUUCAGGUCGUUGAUGCUUCGCGGAAAGUCUACGAAAUCUUCGCGCAACUUCGCAAACUUGGUACAACAGCAAGGGCCGACGAGCUGCGAGACAGCACUCAGUACCUACUGAAAUGUCACAACUCUCUGCAGGACUCAUUGUCAAAUGCCUCCAAAUUCCCGCUCCUAGAGAGUGGGGUGGAUCUUGCCAAGCUGAGCAGAAGUUGUAUCGAGGCAGCAAAAGAUCUCGAGGAUGAGCUGCAAAAGAUCACGGGUUAA